AUGGCAAGCAUUCCUUCAUGUGCGGGCGAAGAGCCCGGCAGUCAGGAGGGAGUUCUGUCUGCAUCGGUCAAGGCAGCAGCUCUCCUGGAUCAACUGCUUCAGGGAUUGGGAGAAGAGGAGAAACGUGUCGCAGGCGUUGUCCUGAAGCACUGCUUGUCGACUCUCUCCGAAGCAGACUCAGGGGCAAAGGGGCGUGAAGACGGUGCGCAGUCGUGCGACAAUUCGACGCCAACAGCUGAGGAACAUGACGAAAGUGAGAAAUGCAUGCGCCUGUCUGCUGCAAAGCUCGCGCGGGCGGACCGCGCUGAGUCCAGAGCGGAGAAAGAUCUUUUUCUCUCGGCGGCAGCCGCCCUCCGUCAUCAUCUGCGUCCCGUCGCUUCUCGGCACCCAGCGCCAGGAACCUCGGCUGAAAGACGCGGGCCGUGUUGUUCCGCUUGUUCGUCGCCCGCUUGCGGAAGGGUGCCUCGCCCAGCGCCGCAGCAGAAUGCUGGUCUUCCCUCUCUGUGCGAUUGCGCAUGCCCCGCAGCAGUGGAGAGGACCUUGAGAGGGGUUCGCGCGGCAACAGCCGUUGCGGAGGCGCGGGUAUCUGCCGAAACCGAGCCGCGCACCUUCGCGCGUGUGACGACAGCAGCGGGCGCCGCUGCGACGGCGGCUGCGGCGGCUGCAUGCGCGGCGCCAGAUUUCCUCGAAGCGGCCUGCACUGUAGCCUCGAAUCUUGUCUGUGCGGCUGUCCGGGCACAGCUGAGAGCAGCGCAGGGAAACUGCAAGGAGACAAAAGAAACAGUUCUUCCAAGGAUAAUCUAUAGCUUGUACUGCGGAGGAUGCACCACAGGAAAACUAGCAUCCACGAUGUCUCGCCACGAACAGGACACUGCGGCGGACGAUCGUGUCUCGUUGCCAACGAAGGCGACCAAUAAUUCGCCUCUUGGUAGGACGGGCGAUGGUGACAGAAGCCGACAGCCACUGCCGGAAACAUGUGAGCAGGGGUGCGACCCUAUUGCGGACCUCGAGGACUCGAGUCCGUUGCCGCUUCUGCCAACAACCUUCAAUGUGCUUUUAACCCAUGCUGAACAGACAAGAGACGAAGACCUACUGCUGCUGCUUCUCGCGAUUGCUCAAGAGCCGUCGCUGGUCUCGCGGUCUGCCCAGUCAAGUCCACGACGUGCUUCCGGCAGCCUCCCGCUGUCCAGCGCCCCUGAUCUCGCGCAGGGAUCUUCAACUCCCCAAAACUCUCUGGGGAAACUCAGACCCUUUCUGACACUCUCCGACAGCUCGGCCAUCGUCGUCCGCGGUGUUGGCGCCGCGAGUGCCGGCUGGCGUGGUUUCUGUGUGGGGAGCAGAGGAAGCGCCAGUGGAACGGACGCUCGCAGUACCGUUGGGAACCAGGAUGCAGAUGAGUUGCACGAGAGUCGCACUUACAAGCACACUGAUGGAGAAGGUCUGAACGAGUGUCAGGCUCUUCCAUUUAAAAUGAGCAUCUUUGCCCCGGCGGAAGACGGCAGAGGCCUGGGGGAUGACGGGAGCGUUGCAGCCACUCGCACGAGCACAAUGAACGACGGCGGCAACGUGCCCCUAGUGUCCGGCACGGGUGGUUCUGCUGCCCCGAUCUCUUCGACCGUGGUCGGAGAAGACUGCUGGGGGGAAGACAACGUGGCGGCCUCUGCCUUUCCGUGCCAGCAAGCGGGAGAUGUGUCGCGGGCGAAGAAAGGAGGGUUUCGGCAGGGGCCUGCAUGUGGCGAAGCCUUGAAUGCGCCGCGCGACCCACGAUCUUCUGACGUGUCGGCGACCAGUGUUGAGCAGUUUCUCUUGUCGCUUACAAGUGACGCAAUGUCCACAACGUCCUGUUCCUCGGAACUGUCGUCUGCAGCGACGUCGUCCUUUACUUGCGUCUGUGGCCGGCCGUCGUGUCCACUGUGCUGCUGUCCUAUCGAGGAACCUCAGCGCUCGGAGGCGGCGGGGGAGGCUGCUCUUCCCCGGGGCCUUCAUCGGGUGGGAGCAGAGGGCGCGCGACAGCAGAGCGACGCUCUCGUCGAGCUGCUGCGUAAGGCGCAUUGCAUGCCGCCGCCUGGGCUGUCUCUGGGGGGUGGGUGUGCCCCGUCCGUGGACGAAAGGGGGUUAGCCAGCAAGCAGUCGGGCAACGCCCGGAGCAACUUGGAGGUUAUGCAGGAAUCCAACUCGUGUUCCACCGGUGAUCGGAGCGACAGCAAUGCCCAGACGGAAAACGGGGAAGGAAACCGCGCAACUGCGGAGGGAGAUGUGCUGGCUGCUGCGGCGCUCUUAAAGUCUCUGUCCCUCCAGUGUGGAAGGGCUGACCCGACCACGGAGACUGAAGCCUUUCCCGGAAUCGACGCAGAGCUCGCCCAGCGCUUGUUGCAUUUUGUGCAAGUGUGCGGCAGUCGUAACAGGACAGGCUCGCACAACGACAAGGUGGCGGUCGUGCUGCGGAACGGUCACGACGUCGAAGGCACGAAGCAGCUGGCGAGCGACGUCCUCGCGCACCGAAGAGAGGGACAAGGAAGUGCAGCCGAUCGAGCACUGUCGACGACUGACUGUUCAUCCGUUGACACCAAGAGUAGCGUCGAUACAGCUGCAGACGCCGCUUGCGAGAGGGUUUCGAAGUCGGGUUCUCCAGGAACAGCCCGACUGGGUCCAGCUGGGAAGCCCAGAUGCCCGAAGGCGACGCCGCAAUUCUUCAGUGUUCCCACAUGCGGCUACUCACUCCCUCAGUCCGACGUAGCGGAGGGGGAAGCAGGCCGUGCGGAUCGCGUGGAAACCACUGCAGACGGUGUUGGAAAAAGACAGGAGGAUUUGAGCGGCGAAGCAGUGGGGGGAGCGUGGGCAGACGAGCGCGGGGGCGACGAUGUUUAUCGGUACGGCGUCCGUCUGAGACACUUGGGAAGUACGGGCAAAGUCAAGGCGUGCUGGACCGUAUGGAGCAAACUGAAGAACAGCCGAGGUUUGCAGCCAAACGCAGUGGCAUAUGGGUGUAUGUACGAUGCGCUCGUGAGCAACGGCCGCGUAGUAGAGGCCCUGGAGCUCUUCGAGGAGAUGAAGCGGGAAGGCCAAGUUCUGCCCAACACCAUCAUGUACUCCACAAUAAUCAAGGGGUUCGCCCAGAGCAAACAGCUGGAUAAGGCGCUCAAGAUGUACGCGGAGAUGCAGCAAAAUGGAGUGGCUAUCAACAUUGUUACCUUCAACUCCAUUGUCGAUGCCUGCGCGCGUGUCGGUGCGAUGGACAAGGCAGCGAUGCUUCUCGAGGACAUGCUCUCUCAGGGAAUCAAGCCUGACUUGAUCACCUUCUCGACGAUCAUAAAGGGAUACUGCGUGCACGGAGAGAUGAAUAAAGCUCUACACCUCUUAAAGGCGAUGCGAGAGAGACAGAUCAAGCCCGACGGUGUACUCUACAACUCUCUCCUGGAUGGCUGUGUCAAAACUGGGAGGGUAUCGCUGUGCGAAUACCUGUGGGAGGAGAUGCAAAGGGAGGAGAUUCCGCCGUCCAACUUCACGCUGACCAUCCUCAUAAAAAUGCACGGGCGUCUAUACCAGCUGCAGAAGGCGUUUGAGCUCGUCAAGGAGUUGCCGCGAAAGUACGGCUUCACCAUCAAUGCCCACGUAUACACGUGCCUAAUGGCGGCGUGUAUUGUCAACAGGGAGUACUCUCUCGCUCUGGAAGUGUACGACUGUAUGGAGCGGAAUGCUGUUCGCGGGGACCCAAAGACGCUGACCACCAUCGUUGGCGGAUGCAUCAAAGGGCGGAUGAUUCGCGAAGCGGUCAACAUCGUCGAGCGGGCUCUGGAUCAAAUGGCUCCUUCGGGGGGGUCGGCAGCAAACGGUCCCGGCGGAGACCUGGGCCCUUCACAGCACUGCGGAAUGGCUCUGGUAGACGAGAAGACACUUCGGUUUGUGGUCCAGCAAACCAAGGAGCUUGGACUGCCACUGGUCCACAAGGCCAUACGCGUCGGGCUGCUUCGUGGGCGGAACGCUGCCACAGCCUUGCACGUCCUGGGAAGUUCUUCGGCUCAGUCUGGCCCCCUAGGUCCCCCUCGAACGGCGUUGGGCGGCUCGAAACAGCGCAACAGCCACAACAGCUUCCCGCCCGCGCCUCCAAGAUGUCAGCUGGGGAGUUUCCUGAAUGACGCAGAGAGCCUCCCGGGUAACCACGGCCAGAACGAGGGGCUCGACGUGAUGUCCCGUGCUAAGGGACGUGCGGGUGCCUGCUCCUCUGUUCAAGUUGCGCCGUCCUCUCUCCCAUCCAAUGCCGGGUAUGGAGCGUGUUCGAAUGGCGCUAACGUAGGUUACUCGCCGCAGUUUCGCCAACAAGCAAUGAAUGCGGAAGGCUUCACCUCGUAUGCACCGUAUCAUAUCCCUUCGGCAAUACAUGAAGCUGACUCUAUCGCGAAGAAGCUGGCCGGAAACUCACAGAGAGGAAUUGACGCGCAAACCGUCUCGGGCAACUGCCGAUACCCAGAGCAGUAUCCGGACGCUGCAGUGUGGCGAUAUGGAAGCAGCGUACAUCUAGACGGCGACACGCGGAGAGGUGCACUCGAAGUGUGCCCCGACCAGUUUCCUGGUAGACAGACCGGAGGAAGCACUGAACCGUGUGCUGAUGGCGAUCAGGCGCCACGGCCCGGUUCGCUCCAUGGCGUAUCCGGGGACGGAUUCGAUGGUUCCUUUCUUCCCACGCUUCUAAGUGUCCAUUUGUCAUCUGUCAGCGAACUGCAUGCGAAUUCGCAGCAGGGCCGAGAAGAGACAGUUUCUGGCCACCCGCGAGAGUUCGUGAAUGGCCGAGGCAUCAGCUGUGCUUCCGGCGGCAGUGAGAUGAGGCCCUUUGGAAUGAGCCCAUUUCCAGGUGUUUCUGGCAGCUGCACGGAAGUUUUCACAAACAAGUUGGACCGUAGAGGAUGCGAGUUGUCUGCAUCAGGCGGGGACGGGGCCAAUGGAAGGGAGCCUGCAUCUCGGGCGUCGGCGGUUUCCCCUUUGCAUGCGCAACCGUUUUUGCCAUCGCCGCUGGACUCCCCGGCGGGAACGCCGGACGGUUUGGCUGGCUCUUCGCCAGAGGGGAGCUUUGGCCUUUUCUCGGGACCAAGAGCCGACACUGCAGGGAAAGAGAGGCGUCGCAAUCCGCCCCAACGUCGCAGAGGAGAGGGCGGGCACCAAAUGCUUUUUAACAACUCCGGCUUUGCGAUGCCUUCCGUUUAUGGUACCUUUGGAGUGAGUGUCCCGUUUAGUGACGGUGAAGGCAGCAGCGAGGCGUACAGCUGGAGAGAUGGCCUGCAGAGCCACCGCCCGCGGCGAUUUGGGGCUGGUUUGGGACCAGCAGACCAGCUAGGUUUCCUCGACGGUUGCCGACGACGUGCACGCGUGCACCCACAGCCUCCGCCGCCUCCUCACUUUGCUGGUGCUCCGCAUGGAGCGCCGGCUCGGGGCGCCGCUGGAAACGGGUACCUCGGCGGAGCUGGGAGGAGACGGCGGCAGUUUCAGGGGCACAUGUGGCGGGCUGAUGCGCGGCAGCUUCCAAAGAAGGAAGGCUGCUAG
This is a messenger RNA of Neospora caninum, 5535 nucleotides long. RefSeq names its product pentatricopeptide repeat-containing protein At5g55840, related. The record is from RefSeq and is a predicted model, not a curated record. NCBI's taxonomy places the organism in Eukaryota, Apicomplexa, Conoidasida, Eucoccidiorida, Sarcocystidae. Gene Ontology annotation, molecular function: protein binding. The transcript has 9 exons. Bases 1 to 5535 code for a protein of 1844 amino acids.